Molecule: messenger RNA, 1950 nt
Organism: Ziziphus jujuba (common jujube)
Lineage: Eukaryota; Viridiplantae; Streptophyta; Magnoliopsida; Rosales; Rhamnaceae
Product: tryptophan N-monooxygenase CYP79A68
Exons: 2
Coding region: 8-1711 (567 amino acids)
Molecular function (GO): heme binding; iron ion binding; oxidoreductase activity, acting on paired donors, with incorporation or reduction of molecular oxygen
Source: RefSeq, a predicted model, not a curated record
UUUGUUAAUGGCAAUGGACAUGGAACAGAACUUGAACUUCAACGCAGUAGUAUCAUCAUCAAACCCUGUUUUCUCUCUGUUUUUGCUCCCACCACAAAUCUGUGGUUCCUACACAUACUGUUCAAUAACCUCUCAAAGACUCUCAUCCUUUGCAAUCUGCUUCUUUGUUUCCCUUGUCAUCUUUCUUGUCAAAACCAAGUUCAUCAAUAUCUUUACAAAAAGCAAAAACAUUCCUUCUCUUCCUCCAGGUCCUUCUCCAUGGCCUCUCGUCGGAAAUGUCCCCGAGAUGUGGAGGAAUAGACCUGCAUACGGGUGGAUUCACCGUGUCAUGAAAGAACUCGAUACCGAUAUCGCUUGCUUUCGUUUAGGAAAAACCAAUGUCAUUGCUGUCACUUCACCGGAGAUCGCCAGAGAAUUCUUGAAGAAAAACGAUGCACUUUUCGCCUCGAGACCCAUAACCAUUAACAGUGGCAUUUUCAGUUAUAGGUUUUUAGGCACAGCAGUAACACCAUGGGGAAACCAGUGGAAGAAGAUGAGAAGGGUUUUGGUGCAUGAUGUAUUCAACAAUUCGAAGAUGCGGUGGAUGCUCGAAAAACGGAAUGAAGAAGCCGACAAUAUCGUUCGAUACAUCUACAACCUGAGCUCCAAUGUCAGCUCAUCAGGGCAAGUGGUUAAUGUGAGAACCAUAACACAGCACUACACAGGAAGUGUGAUGAGGAAGAUGAUGUUCAACAAAAGGUUUUAUGGUAAAGGGAGUGAAGAUGGAGGACCUGGUGUUGAAGAACAAGAGCAUAUUUCUGCACUUUUUACCGUGCUUUCGUACCUGUAUGCUUUCUCCGUAGCAGAUUAUCUGCCAUGGCUGAGGGUUUUUGAUUUGGAUGAGCAUGAGAAGAAGGUCAAGGAGGCUAUGGUGGUGUUGAAGAAGUAUCAAGAAGUUAUAGUGAAUGAGAGAGUGCAACAAUGGAGCGAAGGGAAGAAGACUGAGGCUGAGGAUCUUCUCGAUGUUUUUAUUACGCUCAAAAAUGAAAAUGGAAACCCAGCAUUAUCUGUAAAAGAGAUCAAAGCACAAAUCACGGAAAUUCUUCUUGCAUCAGUAGACAAUCCUGCCAAUGCAGCAGAAUGGGCACUAUCAGAAAUGCUUAACCAAUCUGAACAACUUGAAAAAGCAGUGAAGGAAUUAGAUAGGGUCGUUGGCAAAGAUAGACUUGUCCAAGAAGAUGACAUUCCCAAUCUCCCUUAUGUCACUGCCUGUGCAAGGGAAGCUCUUCGUCUUCACCCGAUUGCACCAUUCAAUCUCCCUCAUCUCUCUAUGGCUGACUGCGUUGUGGGCGACUACUUUAUCCCCAAGGGCAGUAACAUAUUGCUAAGUCGGUUGGGUUUAGGCCGGAACCCUAAGGUUUGGGAAGACCCUUUAAGGUUCAACCCAGAACGCCAUCUAAAGGAAGGAGUUCCUAAUCAACAAGUCAGUCUCACCGAACCCGAGCUUCGCUUCAUUACAUUUUCUACCGGAAGGCGAAGCUGUUUAGGCAGUUGGCUCGGGUCGACCAUGACGAUGAUGCUGUUUGCAAGGCUUCUUCAAGGGUUUACAUGGAGCAUACCACCCGGUAUGGAGAAAAUUGACCUAACUGAAUCCAACUCAUUGUUGAAGGAUACUCCUCUUCAUGCCCAUGCAAAACCUCGGUUGCCUCCAAGUGUUUAUCCAAUUAAUUAGUUAAAUUCUUAUAGUAGAUAUAAAUAUAUAUAUAUAUAUAUAUAUAUGAUCUCCAAGAUAAAUAGCCAGGAAUUAAUUUGGAUUGAUGGGGAUCUAUAUAUUUAUACAGUUUUUAAUUAUAAACAUGGACGUUAUAUAAGGGGAGAACUGUAGACUCAAGUUUCAACAGUUCAGAUUUUAGCUUAUUCUUAGUUUUCUAGCUGCUACAUUAUGAUAUGCAGGCUAAUAAUUGAGCAAAA